AUGUUGCUUGGAUUGGUGCACAUUUCAAUAUCAUGCAUGCUGCUACCACCCGCUAAUACUGUAAAUUCCUGCUAUGCAGUGUAGCUUGAAAGUGUAUGUUAAUUAUCUUUAAUAUGUUUUUCUUAUUUUCCAGGUUCAUCCUGAAGGAAAGUUUGUGGUUGAUUUAGAUAAAGCAAUUGAUAUGAAUGAUGUAUGUAUAAUAUUAUACAGUUACCAAAAUGGAUUGAGUGUAAAUUUUGUUUUACUUCCAGUUGUGUUCUGUAAGUCAGAAUAUUUUACUUUUGUGUUGGUAGACACUUUCAAUUUGUUGCAUGUGCUAAUCUACUUGACAAUGAAUACUUGAGACGUACUGCAUGUUUAUUAUUUACAUGCUCGGAUUGGCCGAUGUCGCUUGGUAGGCAUGAAAGUGAUGAAACUAUAGUAAGAUGUUUAAGAUGCAUCAGCAUGAAUAAUCAAACGUCAUUGGCCCAUAGGGAUUGUUGUAAACUUGUAAUCCCUAGCCAACCAAUGGUGCAUCUUACAUCCCCAAUAGUAACCAGUCAUCCAUCAGACAGAGAAUUAUGUAUUAAAAAACUAAGCAAAUUACCAUUAUUGAGCCCGGUAUAUUGAGGUGCGCUAUGCAUGUAACACACAGGGUGCGAAAUAACGGCCGGUCAACAGACAAUAUCCGGCCAGAAUGCGGAGUUGUCUGGUCAAAUUCUUACCUUGCCGGUCAUUUUGACCGGUCACUUUCGGUAAAAGAACAAACUAAUCUUCAUUUGAAUUAAUAAUCAAAAUAAAAUUGUUGAUCAAGUAUUACAAUUAAGAACCAUAACAUGUUGUCGAAAUAUUUUGCGAUAAACGAACUUCAGUGCCAGCUUUCCCACACAGUACGUCACAAAGUCCAUGGCCAUGCUUUUGGCUUAAGAGUUAAGGCUGUGCUUUUAGCGCAGUGCAAGCUGUUUUAUGUGAAGGAGUUUUUAAUUACUACUGAUUACAGUAAGGCACUUUAGUGUGAAAAUAGUCACAUUUUUAGGGGUAUACUUUACUAGGCUUUGUUUUAAGCUGAAUAAUUUGACCCGCCAGAAAUUCAGCAUUCCCGAGCUAAAAUUGAGUUGGCCGGUCACCUUGACUGACAACCCUCCAGCCGUUAUUUUGCGCCCUGGUAACACAAGGUACAAAAAGCAAGUUGAUGCAGGCAAAGGGAGAAACGUAGGGUUGGUGGUUUGAAGCAACUGUAUUUACAGCUCCUUGGUGACUAAUCGUAUAUUCAUCUCUUACAUGCCCACUAUUUGCAUAUCAUUAAUAUACCAUAAGCAGAUCGGAUUUUAGUUGUUGUAUUCAUAAACAAAAUGUAAAAGUAAACAUAUUUUGUGUUUCUCAGUCAGGGUGGCAAACCUCUUUUAUUUUGUUUCAUAUUGUAACUGAUAUAUGCAUAGUCAUGUGCUCUUCUAAUUCUUUCAGGUUACAGCAAACUCUCGUGUGGCUUUGAGAAAUGACAGUUAUACGUUACAUAAAAUUCUGCCAAACAAGGUACAGUGCACUGAAUUGUUACCAGCUCAACACAAGGUCAGCACAAUGUAGUGUAGAAUCAGCUAAGUAUUUAAAAAGGGGCUUUGGUAGCACAAUCAUAGCAAGUGCCUUUCACUUCGGGGUUUUCCUUUUUCUUCUGGGUUUUCUUUUUUUUUUCCGUUUCCUGCCAUAGUGAAUGUUGACAGGGUGGGUUGGGAUUAGCCCCUAACUGACCUUUCCAUAAUAGCUGUGCAGUGCUCUGUUUAUCAGACUUGAGUCAUAAGGUGGCUACGAGUACGAGGGGCGUCCUUAGAAAGCCUUCAACUUGAUCAUGUUGAACUGCAUCCUUCGCAAUCCAGCUUAGCUCUCAGCUGCAAGUAGGAUGGUUACUGUACUUACUUACUGCCAUUCUUUAUAAGGUUGAUCCUUUGGUGAGUUUGAUGAUGGUUGAGAAAGUACCUGACUCCACAUAUGAAAUGGUUGGUGGUCUGGAUAAACAGAUUAAAGAAAUAAAAGAAGUAUGUAGGAUGAUUUUCUUAACUGUCCAUUUCGUAUGUUGUAGUUUGUACUUGAUGUUUGUACAUUUUCUUCUAGGUUAUUGAACUCCCUGUUAAACAUCCUGAAUUAUUUGAAGCACUUGGAAUUGACCAACCUAAGGUAUAAACUGCAUUAUGUCGAACCUCUUAAAUACAGAAAGGGGCAGAAUAAUGUGUCCAUAUUGUGAAGUGACCAGACAGUGACCUCACUUUUAGGCAUGUCUUCAAUGAUAGUUUUAGUGUUCACCAACUAAAAACAAACCUACAAUUGGACAAUUUUGCCUUUGACAAUGGACCUAUUCCCUAAUGAACAAAAUUUUGAUCUAGACAAGUCUAUAUACAAAAAUUUCAUCACAGUUUGAAAGAAAAUCACAAAAUUAGUAAUAUUCCGAAGUUUCGUUGCGAAAUGUUGUAAAAUGCGGAUAAUAUAGCCCUGCGAAGUUUGCAGUUUUUCAGUCAUUUUGUAUUACGCGCGGGAAAUUGAUACCUUUUUUCAGAAAGCGGUAUCAAUUUCCUGUGCGUAAAAUGACUGAAAAACGGCAAACUUCGCAGGGCUAUAUUAUCCGCAUUUUACAACAUUUCGCAACGAAACUUCGGAAUAUUACUAAUUUUGUGAUGAUCUUUCAAACUGUGAUAAAAUUUUUGUCUAGACGUGUCUAGAUCAAAAUUUUGUUCAUUAGGGAAUAGGUCCAUUACUGUUGCUGAUUUUCUUUUUAUAAGGCUUAGCUUUCCUUUUCUCCGCAUGUCAUUGGUAGUUUAUUUAAAUAUUCAACACUAUACUGUAGAGCGAUGGCAACCCAAUAUUUGAUGAAGUGUCUGUUACAGUAUAUGUUAUGAACUACUGUAACUGAAAUUCUGAAAAAGAUAAAACAUUUCGACUCAUAAGUUUCGGUUUGUGGAAACACCAUGUUUAUUUAUUUUUGCAAAGCUUCCGUAAGCCCUGAUAUACGUGGUGUUUCCACAAACCAAAACUUAUAUUAUCGCCUUGUAAAACUACAAAGAGCUUGUGGUAGCACUUACUACCUCCUACCUCCCCUCGAAAUCACAAAUUUCAAUUUCCAACCUACAAACGGUCAUAAUCUGCCUUACGAAAUUAGGAAAUUCAUUACGGCCUGCGGAGUGGGUAAGAGUAUUUGUAUGUAUUUAAGAAACGGAAAAGAAACGUUUCUACAUAUUAAGCAUAAGCGUGGCUCUUAUCUGGUCCGCAAAUUUCUAUUUUGUCAUUUUGCACAUUGGUAAGCAAGUAGCGGGAAAGGAUGUAUCUAAAAAACUUUGUUAACCUUUCUGGAUCCUUGCGGUAUUUCUUGGAUAUGGUAAAUUGUACCCAACACUUCAGGCAUGUAUAUAUACUUGGUCUGUGCUAUUGGGGUUGCAAAAAAUUUGUGCUCGUUGUUGAUCAAUUAAGACGUCUCUUCUAAUUUCACGUCGUGACUUGAAUCUGAUGACGUUACGUUCAAUUAGCAUAGGUAAUCAUGCGAUCGCGAGUACAAUUAGGGAUUAAUAGUACGAGUGAUGUUUGGAAAUUUUGCCAAAAUUUUGUUUGUUGUUGGAAAAUCAUUAAUUGUACCAUAGAUUAUAGAUCAUACCAGAUGUCUCACUGUGUAUCUAUCUCUAUGAUUUUCGUGUCCGCGAUUUUCGCAAGGCUAUCACGCCAGAUGACGCGUGCGACACUUACUGCCAAAAGGCGUGAUUGCUCACGUUUCAUGGCGUGGAUUACACUUACUGCCAAAAUGGCGGCCAAUUCGUGCUCAUAAAAAAUCGCGGACACAAUUUUGGCUGAGUGAGACAUCUGGUAUGAUCAAUAAUCUAUGAUUGUACUGCAGUACAAUUAAUGAAAUAAUUGUACUCCUCUCAACCAAUCAGCAACCAGUAAUUUUGUCAUGCUAAUAAUAAGUGACGUAACAAAGAGUCGCACGCACAAAUCAGUCAUAAUUGAAUUUGUUUUCAAAGCGCGUAGAGGUGUAAUUACUGCAGAGAUAUAUUUUAUUCAAAUUUGUUGUCGUUGGUUGAUUUAAAAAACAAGAAUGAGUACAGAAAAAGAAAUCGUAUUCUCCAAUGAAGGCGGGAAUCUUCCAUUGAAGUUGGUGAAAUGUUUUGAAAAAGACUUCUAUAAUCAAGAAAUGUUAGAUAACAAAUGGUUAUUUGGUGAUCAUCUUGGAACAGUCCUGCGUCCAGGAGUAGUUCGUCCUUUAUCACCGACGUUCAAAAUACAUUCGCCAGAAAAUGUGUUUCCCGGUAUGACUGUACUUUGCGAGGGAUUUGAUGAUAUGCGUGAGUGGAAAAAAACAAUCGAGUUUGUUGGUUUCCUUGCAAGAAAGGGAAACAUGUUCAACAGUCGGCAUCAUUGGGACAUGCGCACGAAGUUCUUGGAUGUACGUUUAAGAUGUAUGGAAAAGAUCAUUGAAGAUCCAUCUGGUAUUCAUCGUAAGCCGGAGGGAGGGUUCUUUGUGCGCACCCCAGUCGUUGUUCAGAAAGCCCUAGAGGAAGAGAGACGAAAGAUAGCGCUUGCACGUGAACGGGAAAUCUGUGAAGAAAGUGGGACUGAAAUGGAUGGAGAAUAUUGUGAUGAGCUCAUCUUAGAAAAUCAUGAUAUUUUGACUCCAAAACGUUCAAUGUUGCGAGAACAGCAUCGAGUUCAAAAAGAAAAGAUUUUUGAGCAAGUAGAAAAAGAUGCAGAAGAUGAAAAACUCCAACGUGAAAGUCUUCAAAUAGGAUUAAACAUUGAAACCUGGCUUGAGUCAGAGUACAGUUUACCGGCUUUAUAUAAUGCUGAACGUAAACAUUAUUCUUCAAACAAUGAUUUUACGCAAAUGAUUUUACGCGGCUUGAAAGUAGCACAAGCAUCAAGGCUACGACAACAGAAGUUUCAACCAGCGAAAUGUCUGGAAAUGUGGUCAAACAGCAAACACUUGAUGGUGCACAACUACAGAGAUCAAGAUUACAAAGCUUACGAAGAAGUAUAAGGUCUUUAUUGUCCUGUUUUCGAAGAAACCAAGUCACGCCUGUGGACAUUUAAUUGAUGUGGAUGUCAACACUUCAUUGUUUAUUUAUUUGAAUGCGUUUAUGCUUGGGAACAAUUGAAAGUUAAUGGUUCUCUAUGUAAAUACCAGUUCCCAGACUGAUUAUAGACGACUAUUGCUAGUGUAAGCAAAAACACAGGGUUGAGGUUAAGGUGGGACUAGGGUUGGCUUGGGUAGGAUAGGAUUAAGGUGGGUUGGUAUUUGGGGUAGGGUUAGCGUUUGAGGUGGGGUUAUAGCUGGAUUAUAGUUUAGAUAACAAUGCUUCGAAUAUGUCUACAUAUACAAAUAAACAUGUAAAUAAUUUAAACGAUAUUGAGGUAAAAUAUAAAAAUUCAGAAUGACUAAGAAACGCUCUGCAAUUUUGUGAAAGGGUUUGGAAACGUCGUCGAAUUCUAAAAUAACAGUGCCCAUCGCAAACCGUUGUUAUUAAGCCUCGUUUACCCUAGAGACCAGACCUAUUGGACCAAUCUAAAGCAGUUAACCCCGGAUCAAACUAGGAUGAGAGUGCAUGAGUUGGUAGUUAGGCGACCUUGGUUAACUGGGUUUUUUAUUUAAACAUAUUUUGUUACAGACAUUUUCUCCAAUGUCCCCUGUAACAAAACUGCUAACUCUAAUUCUCGUUUGACCUCUAGUGGAUACGCUAGUAUAAAGCCCAGGUCGCACUACACAACGAUAUGAUAACUUGUUAACAUGCGCUGAAAUCGUAUCGUUGUAGUGUGACCGCGUCCUAAACACGCUUGGAUUGGCCUAAAAGUGUAAUUUCAGGAAAUUAUAGCUAGUCCCAGGUACUCUAAGUCUCAGCUCAACCCUAUAGUGUAAACACGCAUUUGGGCUGACCCAAGGCAAAUUUCAAUGACAUCAAGUGUAAAAUAUAUGAGCUCCUUAUCUGUAUUAAGUAGAUUUGGUAUCUUAUUACAGAGAAUCCGUGUUUUAAACAAAUAUAUGAGACAUUUGUCUUCACAUUGGAAACUGUCCAUGUUAUUAGCAAUGUGUCCAUAACGGAAGUUUCUAUUAUUGUUGAGUCAUACGUACAAUUGAAUCAUGAAGCUUUAUAGUUUUGUACAUGUACAUUAUUUUGUUUUUCACAGGGUGUGUUAUUGUAUGGACCACCGGGGACAGGCAAGACACUUCUAGCUCGAGCAGUUGCCCAUCAUACGGCAUGUACUUUCAUACGAGUGUCAGGAUCUGAACUUGUUCAGAAAUUUAUUGGAGAAGGCGCUAGGAUGGUACGAGAAUUGUUCGUUAUGGCCAGGUAAAAUAUGUUGUACUUUGGACUGUAUCAAGACGAAAAUGUUCUUCGAAAAUUCGAGCGAAAGAUUUAUAUACAAUUUUCAGACCUGACCAGCAGCAGUUGCGAAAAAUGCGACAAUAGGCCCUCAGGCAGGACUCGAACCUGCGGCCCUGCCAGUUGACGAGCAUGAACCACAAGUGUUUGUAUAUAUACGUAGGGUCAUGCCACUAUAAGGUAUGGGUAAAUAUCAAGAUUCUGCUCAUCUUGCUCAAUCCAUCUAAUUGAUGAUGUGUCGACGCAUUCUCGUACCCAGAGCCCUUCUUACGCGCGGUGCGACGAGGGGCUCUGGCCAAAUCCAUAUUCCGACACCGGAUAUUGUUUUCUUACCAUGUUUUUAUGGUAUCCGGUUAUGGAUUUGGCCAGAGCCCCUCGUCGCACCGCGCGUAAGAAGGGCUCUGGGUACGAGAAUGGUGUCGACGCAUCAAGAAUUAGCCAUUCCGAAGUUGAUGAGUGGACUGGGGACGAGUGUUAAAAAGUGCCCAAAUUAAGAGUAUACAAAGUUUGAAGACGUUUACAUGAAUACCCUUCGAAUAGUAAGCUUUCGAAAAUUGUGAAAUUACUGAUCAAAAGGCUGUUUAGUGAUGCACGUCCCCAAAAACAAAAAUUACAGUACAUUUCAUAGUAACUAUUGCGAUUUUCGAAAGCUUAUUAUUAGAAGGGUAAUUAUGUAAACGUCUUCAAACUUUGUAUACUUACUAAUUUUGAGGUGGUAUUUUUAGAUUUGGUUCAUUUCUUAAUUUGGGCACUUUUUAACACUCGUCCCCAGUCCACUCAUCAACUUCGGAAUGGCUAAUUAGUUGGAUCGAGCAAGAUGCCCAAGAUCUUGAUAUUUCCACGUAUAUAGGUAUUAUAGUGUUGAAAGAUACUGUAAAUCUGAGAUUACAAAUAUUUUAUACAGGGAACAUGCUCCGUCAAUAAUCUUCAUGGAUGAAAUUGAUUCAAUUGGAUCAUCAAGAAUUGAAUCUGGUGGAUCAGGUCGGUCUUAAUGUAGACACCAAUAUCACUGUAUAUUAUUAAGGUGGCUCGAUACAGUUUUUUAAAAUUGGAAAAUUUUAAAUUUAAAUUUGGGAUUUAGAUCCGUAUUUUUGGACAAGUAUUUACAGUAUGUAAAACAACAUCUAAAGAGUGAAAUUUUUCACAAAAACUUUUUCGCAAUUGGGCUAUGGCAACAAUGGGGUUUUACUAGUAGAAUGGUCAAUGGGGUUUUACUAGUAGAAUGGUCAAUGGGGUUUUACUAGUAGAAUGGUCAAUGGGGUUUUACUAGUAGAAUGGUCAAUGGGGUUUUACUAGUAGAAUGGUGCAUAUUUUCGCUUUAAAUUAAUUUAACUCGUCAACGACAUCGGUGAGCCUCAAACUUUAUUUCACAAAACUAUUCUACUUGGUUUACUCAUUUAUUUGGAGGAUUUCGCUUCGGUGGCGCAGUUGUCAGAGCAAGCACCUUUCACUUUUGAGAACGUGGGUUUGAUUCUCGCUACGGACUCAUGUGAAAAGAGUCAGUCAACGCUUUGCCGAAAAAUCGUGGGUUUUCUCCGGGCGCUCACAGGGCGGGUUAGGAUAAAUAGAGUUAGGAAAGUAAUAUUACAAUAGGCAAGUCCAGCUUUUAGUUUAUGCGUACAGGGGAUGAUGGGAAGUAAGGUAUCAUAUUGCUGAUUAUGCUGAAAAAAUAAAAAUGGUGGCCGUGUAAACACGGAGUGAUAGCUUAUACUUGUAAAUAUUGAAAUGUUUCGGUUGUUUCGGCAGUUUUUAUUGAAAUCUUCAGCAUAAUCGGCAAUGUGAUACCUUACUUCCCAUCAUCCCCUGCACGCAUAAACUAAAAGCUGGAAUUGCCUAUUGUUGUAAAGAUAAAUAGUCUAGGCUAAAGUAAGUAAAAUAUAGUCGGUCACUGAAAAGCCCCGAUGGGGAGUCAGCUGAAUAAUCAUAGUCAAUGAAACACCCGAGGAAACACUCAUGUGCUGGUAUAGCGUUCUGACCAACCAUGAAUUGUAUUGAUAUUGUCUUAAUAUGUCUACUUUCAUAUGCAGGUGACAGUGAAGUACAACGAACGAUGUUAGAAUUGCUUAACCAACUUGAUGGAUUUGAGGCUACUAAGAAUAUUAAGGUAGAAUUGUUAAGAAUCCACUAUUGUCUAAAUAUAGCAUAGUAUUUUAACUGUAUUUCAGUCAACCUUGCCAAGUAUACCAUGAUUAAUAAGUUUACAUUGAAAACACAAGUACUGAAAUCCACGCAGGUACGAUCCAUACAAUUUCCACAGUAAGGAUUUGGAAAACAUAUUCUGAUGUUAGGAAGUAAUCACGUGACGUAAUCUUUAUUUAAUAAACAAUGUGUAUUCAUUCUCGUAGGUUAUAAUGGCCACCAAUCGAAUAGACAUCUUAGACGCAGCUUUACUUCGACCUGGACGUAUUGACCGAAAAAUUGAAUUCCCCGCACCAAAUGAAGAGGUAAUGAAUAUGGAGUACAGUAUGUGCUUUAUUCUUUUGUCCUUGACAGGAAAAUUAGCUAUUACGAAGGGAGGGAAACAUUGAAGACGUUAAUUUCCGACAAGUUCGACCAACUACUGUGGAUAUGUUCCCAAUGCACUACCACAGAAUUUAAGAAUGGACAAUAUCAAUUUAAGCCAAUUUAAAUCGUUAUUACGGGUAUACUACAUCAAUGCCCUCAAUAAUCGUUAUAAUACAGAUGAUUCGAGAACGUGGAAGACAAUAUGUUUAAGAUGUAACCGUCCUUGGAAUAUAAACAAUGAGAAUGAAAUAGCUUGCUGUACAGUGGUUGAAGGCGAUGUUAUACGAGACAAUUUUUGCUGUGACUUUAACCGCGGUUUCUGUCGUCGACUCGUGUUAUCUAAACGACACGACUUUAUUUAUUCUAUUUCUUUCACUUUCUAUCCUUAAGACUUUUAUCUGCGGUUUGCAGCGGAUGUUGCCUCGUGUAACAUGGCCCUUACUGUUCAUAAAUUUCGAUGUUAUAGUUUGUUAUAUUUGUUGACCAGGGCCCACAGUAAUUGGUUUAUACUGUUGUGGUCACUGGUGUCCCCGCCAGUUCGUUGUUAGAUUCAGUGACCACGUGACGUACAUGUUCUGCUGUUAUAAUGUCAUGUUCACACCGUACAGUAUAACACUGUUGUUUGAUAUAGGAGUAUUAUUCUUCCAUCAUUGCUGUAGCAUCCUGUGAACAGUCGUGUCAUGUGUUCACAAGUUGCUGCCAAACAACUAACAUACAAUGCAUUUUCCUAGGCUCGACUGGAUAUCUUGAAAAUCCAUUCUCGUAAGAUGAAUUUAACGAGAGGAAUCAAUCUUCGGAAGAUUGCUGAAUUGAUGCCUGGAGCAUCUGGUGCCGAAGUAAAGGUCAGUAUAGUUGAUUAAAUCUCGAAUUAUCCCCAGGAAGUGUGUCUGGAAAAUAUCAAGAAUGUUGUAUUUCAUAUAUUGUUGUAUAUCAGCAGAGGUUCAUAUUCUCAUCCGGGUGUGUGUUAUUAUCAGGGGGACAGUCCUUUAAGCACAGGGAAACAGUAUAUGUUAUGCACGUCGCAUAAUAUUUAUCGCAUUUCCUCAAUUCAAUACUUAACGUUCGUUCAAUUAACACACGGAUAACAUUAAAAUUAUAUAAACUUUACUAUCAAAUAAUAAGGUAAAAGACUUAAACAUAACUAACGUGGAGUUCGUAACGAAAUAUCCUCGAAUAAUCGAAUAUAAUAUAGAUAAUGUUUAGCCUGCGAACAGGUUCAACAGCCUGCAAUCAGGCUCAAAGUAAACGCAACAAAUGUUAUUGAAACUCUGUUCAUGUCUCACAGUUUAUCACACUCCCGGCGUUGAUCACCCCAGAGUGAUCAAAUAUACUUUAACUAUACGAUUAUAAUGAACUUAUCUCAUCCCCUUUCGUAAAAGUUCUCCAACUACCGCCGCACUUCGUCUCGGUCGCUGUCUGGUCGAUUCUUCUUUCGGUGCACUUUCAACAGCUGGAGACACAUCGUUUUCUGUAUCUGGACUCAAUUUCAGCUCCAGAGGAAUUAAAUGUUGUAUAGGCCGUCGUAAUUCAAUCACACGCCCUUUUCCCGAAUUUACCACGCAAAUCUUUGCUGCCCGAAUUACACCGUCCUUACUUUUUAUGAGCUCCUUGACUCGUGCAAGCUUCCAAAACAUUCGUGGAGUUGAGUCAUUCUUCAACACAACUACGUCACCAACGGCUAUUGUUUCCUUUUCUGUUCCAUGAAGAACGCGCGAUGUCUCUCGAAGGCUUAAUAGAUACUCCGUUCUCCAGCGAUUAGUAAAUUGGUCCAGUAAACGCCUUUGAUUCUUCGCUUUCCUGGUCAAUGAUCGGUUAGUACUGAUAAUGUCGAACUGUCGAUCACUUGGCAUUAACGAAAUUUGUCUACCGUAGACUAGUUGAGAAGGUGUAAGGGGGUACGACACUCCUUCCUCAUCGUCAUAAACAUACGUAAGUGGUGUAUUAUUUAUCGUCGUUUCGAUUUCCACUAAGAGUGUUCGUAAUGACUCGAAAUCCAUAGAAGAUCGUCCAAGAAUCUUUUUAAAACACCUCUUCGUACUCUGUAUCAUUCGUUCGUAAAAUCCUCCUUGCCAGGGUGCCUUUUCUAUGAUGAAUUCCCAUUGCACCCCUCUAGAUGCCAUUUCUCGUUGAAUUUCGGAAGAUCGCAAGAUGUUCUUUACUUCUUUGGAUGCACUCUUGAAAGUCUUAGCAUUGUCAGUUAUUAAUCGUGAUGGCAAACCUCUUCGGGAAACAAAGCGUCGAAAGGCUUGAAGAAAUGAAGAUACGGAUAAACAUGGGACAAGUUCCAGGUGGACGGCUCUAGUAGAGGCGCAG
This is a messenger RNA of Paramuricea clavata, 11150 nucleotides long. Lineage: Eukaryota; Metazoa; Cnidaria; Anthozoa; Malacalcyonacea; Plexauridae. The record is from the annotation of a GenBank genome assembly.